GAGAGUUUAGAGUAAAACUCAUCUGCUCCACGGACACCGACAGACCUCAGGAAAGAGCUCCGACACCCGAGAAAAGCCAUGAAGAUGCUGGCGCUGCCUCUGCUCAUCACCAUUUUGCACAGUCCUGUCAGUUUAUCAGUGACAGUAAGCAGCAGUAAACCCAAAGUGGAGGUUCACGAGCACACUGACGCUGUGCUGUCCUGUGAGUUCAAGACAGAGAAAGAUCAGAACCCUCGAAUCGAGUGGAAGAAGAAAGGAAAGGGGGUGACUUUUGUUUACUUUAAUCACAAAUUCACAGGGUCUUACGCUGGACGGGCUAAGAUAGAGGGAGCGACGCUGACGAUACACUCCGUCACUCAGAAAGAUUCAGGGGAGUACCGCUGUGAGGUGACAGCCAGCGAGGAUCACGUCAACCUCGGAGAGGCCACUGUGACACUUAAUGUUCUUGUGCCGCCUCAUGUCCCUUCCUGCAACGUGCCAAGCUCUGUGUUUGUAGGGUCAGGCCUGGAGCUUCUCUGUAAGGACAAACUGAGUGUGCCUCCCGCUACCUACCGCUGGUACAAAGACAACAAGGCACUAACAGCCACGGGAGAGACUCCUUACAGCAUUGACACAAACAAGGGCACACUGAAGUUUAAAAGUGUGUCCAAGGUGGAUGCAGGGAUGUAUCGCUGUGAGUCCUCCAACAGUGUGGGGGCGCCCAAGAGCUGUGUGGCCCAACAACUCAAAGUUAUUGACUAUCCUUUGAAUAUGACGAUUUUAAUAGCAGGUGCUGCAGGUUUGGCAGCGUUCAUGCUUUUCUGCUGCAUCUGUGUGUGUGUCUGCCGACACCGAGGCUGCUGCAAAAAGAGCAAGAAAACAAAAAGCACCAAGUCCUACAACCCUCCUCCUCCUCCCACCCGCAAUCUCAAGCACUACAAACAAACUCAGUCCUUCAUGAUCUGAGGGCGAAGCCUUCUUCCUCUUUGACAUCAAACCAUCCAAAAAACCAAAGUAACUGCAGUUACUGCUCAAAACACCGGGAGGUUGAUCGACUGUCGCCUGCUCGAUGCCGUCUGGGAUGGAGAUGAAGAUCGAGGCCUCUUGAAACGUCAAGCAAAAGCAAAGACGUGAAAUACUUAGCAACAGGUUUGCUGCUUUGUAAAUAAAAUAACGCACUGACAGUUUAAAGGUAGCUCAAGCACACGUCAAAAUGUAUGACUUUACCACUUUAUCAAAUGCUGUGUAACUGUUUUCACGAUGUUCUUUGUCUUCAGUGUUUCAAAACACUUCUAAAAUCGGUUUUCCACCUUUACUUGGAGAACGUUCUGGCUCUUUAGUCCCACCUACUGGUCAGGAACUAACCACCCACAGUAUUACUGCAUACACUAAACCAUAGAUCGAAUCCUUCUUCCUGGUUUCACUUAAUAUUACAUAUAGAGAUACUAUUAUAUAUGUCGUUAUCUUUCUCUUCGUGUUUUUACAUAUUUUUCUAAACCUAUUUGUGAGCCGAUCUCUUCUGUAUUUUUAUAUCUUUGGUUGUAUUUGCUUAAAUUCUGAUCAUAUAAAUUGAGUGAGAGAUGAACAGGUGUCUGCACACACUGAAUGACGUUUUGGAAGCUUUGUAAAUGUUUUGUACUCAAAUCUUGUGAUGACUUUAAUCCAAUAAAGAAAGGAUAAGAAA
Messenger RNA from Maylandia zebra (zebra mbuna), 1663 nucleotides. It is a transcript of the gene jam2b, whose product is annotated as junctional adhesion molecule 2b. Gene Ontology annotation, cellular component: tight junction; plasma membrane; cell surface. The record is from RefSeq and is a predicted model, not a curated record. NCBI's taxonomy places the organism in Eukaryota, Metazoa, Chordata, Actinopteri, Cichliformes, Cichlidae. Gene Ontology annotation, biological process: leukocyte cell-cell adhesion.